GAAAUACGCCCGCGUAGCCACGUGGGGCGAAUCACACAUGACUGGCACAGCUAGUAGCUAACAAAAUAAAAUAAGAACCUUAGUUAGCUUUCUAGCUAAUCUACCAUGGAGGACCUACCUGCAGAUAUCAAAGCUUUCCUUCUGAAUCACCCAUUUUUUGAACUUACCGACGACGGCAAAAAGAUCAAAUGCGUACUCAAUGGACAUGAUUGUCCUUGCAACCUCACAGAGCUCCAGAACUUCACCAAAGGGAAGAAAUAUCAGAAAAUGUGUUCUAAUGCAGAGUUCAAAUAUAGUCAAUAUGAACCACAUGUUGUGCCCAGCUCGAAGCAACCCAAUCAUCUCUUCUGCAAGUUGACGCUCAGACACAUCAAUCGCCUGCCACACCAUGUCUUACAGCAUGUCAAUGGGAAGCGGUUCCAAAAAGCAAAGAAGAAAUAUGAAGAGUGUGUGCAACAGGGUGUGGAGUACAUGCCAGCCAGCCUCCGACAGAAGAAGCCCAGAGAUAGAGAGAAAGAUGGGGAGAGGGGGCGCAACUUCCAGCGGGGGAAUGGAGCGUGGGCUCCUGACUCCAGCGAUGAGGGAGGCAGUGACUCCGAGGACAGCAUGAGUGACCUGUACCCCUCCACUUUAUUCUCUCUGAAAAAGGAGACCGAGGGUAUGGAGGAGGAAAAAGAUGCCUUUAAAACAGAUGAUGAGGAGGAGAUGGAGAUUGAUAAACAGGCGCCACAGAAACGCAAGAAGGUUCAGGAUGGGGGUUUCCAGAAGAAAUUCAAGAAUCAUAACUGUAAAAGAAAAGGUUUUAAAGACUAUGUUAAAAAUAUAAAAUAAAGGUGAAUGCUGUACCCAUGUUAAAAAUGGGAAAUAAAGGUGAAUGCUGUGCUUCUCGCACUUUGA
This is a messenger RNA of Oncorhynchus nerka (sockeye salmon), 897 nucleotides long. It is a transcript of the gene surf2, whose product is annotated as surfeit 2. The coding region runs from base 106 to 831 and encodes 241 amino acids. The record is from RefSeq and is a predicted model, not a curated record. Lineage: Eukaryota; Metazoa; Chordata; Actinopteri; Salmoniformes; Salmonidae. The transcript is spliced from 6 exons.